CUCAUGUGGGCUGUGUCUUCAACUCUUUCUGUCUCAUUUAUGAGCUAAGUGACAUAUUUCAGUGUUUGCAUGUUCGUGUGUUCCUUUCUUUUAUAUAUAAUCCUCAGUAAAUUUGAUUGUUGCUGACUAUUCGAUAACCGCGACAAAGAAUGAUCGUGACAAAAAAAAAAAAAUGUUUGUUUUUUUCUAUUUGAUUUUAAGUCUUAGUACAAAAAAUUCGUACGUUAUCGUUUUAUUUUGACUUGGCUGCGAUAUUAUUCGUAUUGUUUUUUGUAUCUGCGCACGCAGUGACACUAGAGUUUGUGUCGCGUGGGGAAAGUUGCGCGCGGAGCUCCAGUGCGCGUGAAUCACAAUGUGAUGAACACGGAGGAUCAUUUAAUGAUAUCAAACUCAUCAUAUCACAUGAACAAGGAUCAUCUCAUCAGAUCACAAGCCCCGGUGCCGCCGAACGGAUCAAACGAUGCUCAACCGAAAGCUGAAUUCACCAACCUCAUGAUGAUGAUGAUGAUGAUGGACGCAAAGGUGAAGAACUAUUAACGGAGAAGAUGGACUCGAGGAGUUUGAGUGUUUUGGAUCGUCUUCUCCUCACACACUCCAUAUGGUUGCAGCUGUCAAUCAACCCUGACUCCGCCCACCAGAUCCUGCAACGUGAGAUAGUUGGGACGUUUCUGGUGUGUAAGUGUAGCGCCUCCCACAGGAAGGUUUUGUGUGUGCGGCUGCAGGAUGGAGGAGUGUCACAGUAUCCCAUCCGUGAGGAAGACUCCACAUUUUCUCUUGAAAGUUCUGCCCUGAGCUUCCCUGAUCUCUGCAGACUAGUGGCAUUUUACACUGUCAGCAGAGAUGUAUUGCCUUUCCCACUUGAGCUCCCAGAUGCAAUUAUACAGGCCACAACACACACCCAGCUGGAAAGCAUUUCGCAUUUGGGUUUAGAGUUCUGGAGCUCUCAGACGUCUCCUGGCCUUCCUAACGGCCCCCCUCCGCCCUCAGCGCCUCACCGAACAUUCAGAUUGAUCAGCCCAUGUUUCGUCAACCCCCUGUUCCUUCAGCCUCCCCAACCCAGCAGAACCGCCUCACACAAACGCCACCGCUUUAAACGCAGCCUCAGGGUCCGUGUGUCCAAUGAAACCUCUCUCAGCCUGUCAGGUGGAGAAUCGGACCUAAUCCAAGGGGAGACACAUGGACAGAAUUCCAACCAGGGCGGCCCGAGACGAACGGGAGGGUUAAAUGUGCUCAGGAGGACCCCAGCACUUACUCCCACUUCAGAAGAAGAAGAUGACCAGAUGUUGGGACACAUACCACCUAGUAAUUCCUUACCCCAGCAAGGCAACACUGAACUCAACAAAGAUACUGAAGAUGGUGAGGUGUGUCUGGCUUUGGAAAGGACUCGAGCUCCUUCCCUUGCUGAACUGGACAGCAAUAGUUCCUUCAGCAGUCUGGAGGAGGAGGAAGCCCAGGCGGACCUUGCCCACCAAUGGCCGCCUGCCGCACGUGGCACCCGUUUUCCCUCAGCAAACCCCACAUCGACUCUGCGCCGCAUGACCGCCGCUUUUGUUUGUGUGUUCGCUCCGGAGCGCCGAGUUGCCAGAUUGGUGGACGAACUCUCGCACGACAAGCGCUCCACAUUUGGGUCGCUGGUGCAGGACUUUUUAGAGAAGCAGAGGCAGGAGAUGGAGGCCUCAAAGCAUAGUUCUGCUGUGGAGCUGCUUCAGGGGGUGAGAAGAUUUCUGUCCCAAGCCAAAAGUCUCCUUCUGGAAGCAGGAGAAAUAGAACCUCCAAUUGAGACACUGGUGCCUGAGAAUGAGAAAGAUCUUGCCCUGGAAAAGGCUCUGUUUGGCUGUGUGUUGAAGCCGUUGAAGGUUCAGCUGCAGCAGACGCUCGUUUCCCUCCACACUAAGGAUGGCUCUUUACAGAAGAUCACCGACAGCUUGCUGGCCUACCAGGAGGGGGCGCUGGAGCGCUUGGCUGUACGAGUCGGCGUCCUGGACAUUCGCGGCAUGGACAGAGCGAAGGCAAAGCUCACACUGAUGCAGCGCAGCCAUUCGCCCAUUGACAAGGUGCUGCUUCUGCUGCAGGUGUGCAAGAGUGUUUACAAAGCCAUGGGAACACAACCUGAUCAGGAUGUGGGGUCUGAGGACUUCCUACCAGCGCUGUCCUUUGUGCUAGUUAAAUGUAAUAUCCCGCAACUGCUGCUGGAGACGGAGUACAUGAUGGAGCUGCUUGAGCCGUCAUGGCUGACAGGAGAAGGUGGAUACUAUUUGACAAGUGUGUAUGCCAGCCUAUGUUUGAUCCAGAGCAAGCCUGGGGCCACGCCCACCUGCAGUCUGACCAAUGAGGCUCAAGAGUACUUGAGGGAGUGGAGCAGGAGGCGGGGCCAAGAAGCCAAGACCCAGAAAGACAGUCAGCUGAAACAGAGGUUCGUGCGAGUGUUAUUCCAGGACGACAGUCGUAGUGCAGUGCGAACACUCCUCUGGAAGGCGGGGGAAAACGUCGACGCUUUAGCCCAAACCUGCGCCGGUCUGUUCGGCGUGACGGAGCCGCAGCACUACUGUCUGUUCUGGAGGAGUGAAGGGGAAAUGCGUCCUCUGCCGGCCCACAUUCAGCCCCAUCAGCUGGCCGCGCAUGAGGGAGUGUCGCUGUCGUACCUCCGCUGCGAUCACGACUUCAGCAAGAUGCGCAGACUGACCAGAGGAGGCGCCGUAGAUCUGGGCGAGUCGGUGUGCGAGGAGUGAAGAGACGCAGGUGCAGAAUGUGACUUUUACAUUUAUAUUUGUUGUCACGUUCGUGGCAAGAGGAUUAUGGAUGUCACAAAGUAUUUGAAUGCUGUAUAUGUGUUCAGUUCUAUGGAUGAUGGUGAUUAUUUUCGUGUGUGUUUGGGUGUGUUGUGUGUAAUCAGAAAGCACAAUAGCAUUUCAAAUGAAUCGAAGCAAGACACUUGGUAAUAAUGCAAAAAGCAAUAUCUGCCAAACAGGAGAUCUGGAAACGCUGUCCAGCGAUCUGAGAUUCAGCGGUCACUUAUCGAUUGGCUUGCAGAGGUGUGCAUUGCAGAGUAAUACCAAAGUGUUGUUGAAUAUAAACAAAAAAUAAAAAUAAAAAUGAGUUAUGUUUAAACAAUACAUCAUAUAUGUACACAUCUGACAUGCUCUGAGUAAUGGCUCUGUGUCUGCACUGGACGCAUGUAGCAUGCUGCAUUGAAUCACUGGAGCUGUUUACACUGGACGUGUCUGACGCGAUGCACUUUCAGUUCAUGCUUUCAUUCGUCUGAAAUACAAAAACAUAUUUACAAAUAUCAUGUGUGAAUUGAUAGAUAUUAAUUUUAUUUAAUUCUACAUUGGUGUCCAUAAGGCCACAUAAAAAUCUGGAUUUUAUUUACUUAUUUAUUUUUUUGAUGAGAUUUUCCCCUAAAAAAAUCACAUUCAUAUUUUCAUUUGAAGCACCAUUGCAGCUCAAGAUCUCAAAUUGUUUUUAAGAACAUGCAUCAACUUCACUCAAAUGCUGAUUAAUUUAUUUUUAAUAAGUAUGUUUUAUCAAAUUAGAAAAAUAGGCAAAUAUAAUUAUUUCAUAUGUAACAUCUAUUUCAUAUAUUAAUUUUUAUACCAAUUAUUUUUUGUUAAAAUAUGUGGUUGUAUAUUUACCAUUAAAAAAGGUAAAGAUAUUUUAAUGUUUUAUCUCUUCUGCUCACCAAGGCUGCAUUCAUUUGAUCAAAAAUACAGUAAAAACAGUGAUAUUGUGAAAUACUAUUAUAAUUUAAAAUAACUGUUUUCUAUGUGAAUAUAUAUUCAAAUGUAAUUUAUUUCUGUGAUGCGCAGCUGAAUUUUCAGCAUCAUUAUUCCAGUCUUCAGUGUCACACGAUCCUUCAGAAAUCAUUCUAAUGUGCUGAUUUGCUGCUCAAGAAACAUAUGUUGAAAACAGUUGUGCUGAUUCAUAUUUUUGUGGAAACCUUGAUACGUUUAAUUUUUCAGAAUUCUUUGAUAAAUAGCAAGUUAAAAAGCACAGCGUUUAUUUGUAACAUAAGUGUCUUUAGUGUCACUUAUGAUCAAUUUAAUGCAUCUUUACUGACAAAAAGUAGUAAUUUCUUAAAUUAAAAAAAAGUCUCACAGACCCCAAACUUGCGAACAACAGUGCAGAUUAUUUUUAUUGUUGUAUAUACAGUAACUAUAUCUAUAUAGUUGGAAACAAAGUUAUUCACACAUUCUGCUCUUGCUGAACUCGUAACAUUGACCUAUAUUGUAUAUUUAUAUAUAUUUAUAUUUCGUUGUGAGAUGACGUGCAGCUUCAGCAUCUCCAGUGUAGACAGCGACACGCUUCCAGUGUGAAUACAGUGUGAUUCUGGAGUGUGAAGGAGUCUGGAGUAUGUUGUGAGUUUUGCAGUAACACUGCUGGCACUACAGUUGGUUUGUGGUACUCUGAUUUUACAAGUUUUACUUGAACUGCACUGUCUAUUUUAUUCACUGAAUAUUACCUGAUCACCGUGGACUUGUUCACUGAAUCACCACUGGCCUGAUAUUUGUGUUUAUUUGAUUUUUUUCCUUCAUAUCCUUCUGAAAGCAGACUAUUUCAGUGUGUGAAGGAUGUAGUGAACAUGUGGCGUCAUGAUCAUUUGUGAAUACUCAUGUAAAUAGACUCCAAAGAACCAGCUGGUUGUGUUUUGCAGACGUGUUCAGCACUAAUAUUGUAUGUUGUGGCGCUCGCUGAAUGUACGGCUCUGGUUUCAGCUCACGGUGGGCAGAUAAACGCAGACACUGUCAGGAGUUGCCCACAAUUCAGAUCAUCCCGGGAAGCAAAUGUUGUUAAAUCAGGAUGAAUUUCCCUCUCGGAUUGAGGAGAGGAAGGUGAUUCUCAAAAUGGCCAUCAAGUGUCAAACUUGGGUGUUUCAUAGGCAGGUUUUAGUUUUAAACCAGGGUCAUAUGCAUGAAACGGUGCCGUUUGUGCCUGAAAAAUGCUGGAUUUUUACAAAAGAUUGUAUUGUUUUCAAACCAGAAUUAGUACCCCAUUUAAAUUACUAACUAUUAGCCAGAAAACAAAACAUGGUCACUGCCUUACACAGCAUUUAAUGUUACUGUUACCAUAAAAAAAGCUAUUUGGACCGUGUUUGGACUGUAAUUUCUAUACUUAUAAUUUGAAUAGAUAAUUCUAGUAGUAUCACUAGUUUUGUGUGCCUUACAACAUUAAAUAAAAAACUUUAAUUAAAAUGAUACUUGCAUUUUUAAAUGAAUGCAAAUAUAAUUUAAAAUGCAAUCAAUUUAAAAAUGCAAUCACAUAAUUUUUGCAUUUUAAUUGAAUUCAUUUUUUAAUUUUAUAUUUAUUUUGGGGACAUUUUUUUACACUGAUGUUCAACUCCAAAUAAUUAUCCUGCAUUCCAAUUAAUAGCAAUCAAACUGCAGUUGGGUUGUUUUGAUUAAAUAAUAAUAACUACAAAAUACAGCUAACUAACACAAUAAAGCAUAAUAAAAACAUGAUUUAUGAAAAUUAAUCAAAACUAGUUAUCUGUUUUUGCAAAUAAACUCUUCAUACACACACACACACACACACAUAUAUAUAUGCAUACAUAUACGC
Messenger RNA from Onychostoma macrolepis, 5553 nucleotides. RefSeq names its product Ras and Rab interactor 1b (gene rin1b). Gene Ontology annotation, cellular component: cytosol; endocytic vesicle. Bases 546 to 2729 code for a protein of 727 amino acids. Lineage: Eukaryota; Metazoa; Chordata; Actinopteri; Cypriniformes; Cyprinidae. Gene Ontology annotation, molecular function: small GTPase binding; guanyl-nucleotide exchange factor activity. The record is from RefSeq and is a predicted model, not a curated record. The transcript has 11 exons. Gene Ontology annotation, biological process: vesicle-mediated transport.